This is a messenger RNA of Fusarium verticillioides 7600, 1386 nucleotides long. RefSeq names its product homogentisate 1,2-dioxygenase. The coding region runs from base 1 to 1335 and encodes 444 amino acids. Gene Ontology annotation, molecular function: homogentisate 1,2-dioxygenase activity. The transcript has 4 exons. Gene Ontology annotation, biological process: L-phenylalanine catabolic process. Gene Ontology annotation, cellular component: cytoplasm. The record is from RefSeq and is a predicted model, not a curated record. NCBI's taxonomy places the organism in Eukaryota, Fungi, Ascomycota, Sordariomycetes, Hypocreales, Nectriaceae.
AUGCCUGUUACAAAGUUUUCCACGCCUGAGAAGUACGAGUACCUCAAUGGCUUUGAUUCAUUCCACGAAUCUGAGUCUAUCAAGGGAGCUCUUCCAAUAGGCGCCAAUUCACCUCAAAAGCCACCUUAUGGGUUGUACGCUGAGAAACUUUCCGGUACAGCAUUUACAGCUCCCCGGCAUGAGAACCGCCAAACAUGGCUGUACCGCAUUCUCCCGUCAGCCUCACACUCAACAUACAAACGCUUCAGUGAUCCCUCAUCCCCAAUCCUCAAAGCAAAACUGAACUAUGAGCCCCAGCAACUCCGCUGGGAUCCUUUCGACAUUGAUGAAAAGGUUGAUUGGGUUCGUGGUCUAAAGCUUGUAUCCGGCGCAGGCGAUCCCACGGUUAAAUCCGGUCUAGGAAUUUAUGUCUUCGCCGCGGGUCGGGACAUGGACGCCAACACAGCGAUGUAUUCAUCUGACGGCGAGAUGCUCAUCGUUGCGCAACAUGGCGUUUUGGAUAUCCAGACUGAAUUGGGACGGCUGCUCGUGAGACCAAAUGAAAUUGCUAUUAUUCCUCGGGGAGUGAGGUAUAGAGUUACGCUGCCUGAGGGACCGGUGAGAGGGUAUAUCCUUGAGUUGUAUCAGGGACACUUUCAACUACCGGAGCUGGGACCUAUUGGAUCGAAUUGUCUGGCGAAUCCGAGGGACUUUCAGAUUCCUGUUGCGGAUUUUGAUGAGGAUACGAAGAGUACUUGGGCGAUUUUGAAUAAGUUCAACAAUGAGCUUUUUGUUGCUGAGCAGGGACACACGCCUUUUGAUGUGGUGGCAUGGCAUGGAAAAUAUAUCUACCCAUAUAAAUACGACCUAGGCCGCUUCUCCGUCAUCGGCAGCACAUCCUUCGAUCACCCCGACCCCUCAAUCUUCACCGUCCUAACCGGCCCCUCCGACCAUCCCGGCACCGCCAUCGCCGACUUUGUAAUCUUCCCCCCGCGGUGGCUCGUGCAAGAAGAUACAUUCCGCCCACCCUGGUACCACCGAAACACCAUGUCCGAGUUCAUGGGUCUCAUCUGCGGACAAUACGAUGCCAAGACCGGCGGUGGAUUUCAACCUGCGGGAGCUAGUCUGCACAAUAUCAUGUCAGCUCAUGGGCCGGAUGCUGAUUCUUUUGAGAGGGCGAGUAAUGCGGAGUUGAAGCCGGUUAAGGUUGGGGAGGGGAGCAUGGCGUUUAUGUUUGAGAGUAGUUUGAUGUUGGGGAUUACAGAUUGGGGGCUGGAGACUUGUAAGAAGGUGCAGCCGGAUUAUAAUAAGCAUAGUUGGGAGGAGCUCAAGGUGCACUUCAAGAGGCCAUCUUAGAUGCGGCGUUCAUUUUUAUGGCCUCUGAGAACACAGCUUACAGAUUGAGUC